UAAGCAGAGACGUAAAUGUGUACCUAUCACUAUCAGAAUCAAAACUCAUUAGAGAGUGGUUAGCACCUCAAAUGAAAUCCUCUGGUUGGUCUAGUCCGAAACAAUGAAAGAACAGAUGGGAAUAGGACAACGUGUAACAUACUAUGUCCGGGCGUAGAAGAGUUCUCAUUUUCUUACAUGAGAAGUCACUUCUGCAUCUAUACUUAUGUGAUGUAACUGCUCCUUAUCAUGUCCUCUCAAUCUUAUGCUAAUAAUAAGUCAACAAUCUUCCUUUAUGUCACCAAACUUUUCAUUGGCAUCUGGUCAAUUGACUAAAUUUGCCAAAUAUAAGAUGAAAAUAGACCUAUUUGCCCUUUUGAUGAACCACCUUCAUGUUGUUGAAUAGUACCACCUUCAUGUUGUUGAAUAGUAUCGGAGGGAACAAGAUUUUAAGCAGCUACAGUUCUAUUGACGUCAAGAUUCCUAAAUAUGCCGGUAGAUAUGUCUCAAUCCUCACGUGGUCUAUGCACUUGCAUUCUAUAUAGUAUCUUUUUGUAAACCUUGAAGUUUUGUGCAUAACACAGAGUAAUGGAAGAAGAUUGUGGUGCAUUUGUAGCAGACUGUGUUGUCCUGUCAUGCUGCUGCCAGUGCCUUGUGUUACAAGUUACUGGCUUCGUCUUCUUCAAGAUUCCUCUUAAACUUGUUCAGAAGGUGAAGAAGUUUGUGAAGAGAAGAUCUGGAAAAGCCUUGCAACCAAGGAUGGAGGAAGAUGUUGUCAAAGAGGAGCAUUUGUGUGGUAAUGGGUUUGGCUUUGAGGAAGGGUCAUCGAGAUUUAAUUGCGUUGAAGACAUUGAGGGAAUGUUGCAAGAACUGUCGAUGAACAAGGAGUUCUUGUUUGGAAGCUUCUGGCGCCAUGAAGAUUCGUCUGAAAUUAUAGAUGUCAAAUAGUAAAUAAAAAACAGAGAUUAAUACUCAUCUUCCUUGCUUUAAAUUCAUGUUAGUGUUAUUGAUCACGAAUAAAGAAGCUUAAGGAGACGGAUUCAAACCUCUCUCUUGAAAGACAAGGAGAAGAGAUAGUGUAGGUAGCUAAGACAAGGCUGUAAUAUUGUAGUACUUUCUUAACUCAUGUACAAUCUUCCUGUUUUCCAAUAUAAUUAGAUUGUCAUAUCAUUUUGUCA
Messenger RNA from Brassica napus (rape), 1157 nucleotides. RefSeq lists its product as uncharacterized. Lineage: Eukaryota; Viridiplantae; Streptophyta; Magnoliopsida; Brassicales; Brassicaceae. The record is from RefSeq and is a predicted model, not a curated record. Bases 568 to 927 code for a protein of 119 amino acids. The transcript has a single exon.